Messenger RNA from Guillardia theta CCMP2712, 459 nucleotides. RefSeq lists its product as hypothetical. NCBI's taxonomy places the organism in Eukaryota, Cryptophyceae, Pyrenomonadales, Geminigeraceae. The transcript is spliced from 5 exons. The record is from RefSeq and is a predicted model, not a curated record. Bases 1 to 459 code for a protein of 152 amino acids.
AUGGCGGAGAGCGCAAGCGAAGGUUACACCCCUGACUUGACGCCCCCCAGCUCGAGUCGCAGCAGAGCGGCAGCAGAGAGCGUGAGGAACGAAGGCUUCCUCGAGAUCCGCGUCAGCAAUGGAGAAUGGCUGCCGUGCUACGUGGUGCUGGACGAUCAGCUGAGGGCGUACAACGACGACAGAGACUUCAGGGAGGGCAGGCAGGAGCUGCUGGUUGUCGACCCUGAGAGAGCCCGAGUGGAAGCGCGUUCGGAGGACGACGAUGAGCACAUCUUGCAUGUGGAGUCGAAGGACGAGUCGCUGGACAUCUUGUUUCACGACAGGAUGACCAUGAUGCUGUGGAAGGCAGCCAUGUCAGGCUCGGAGUCGGAGACGCAGACGUUCCAGAGCAACGGGAAGAUCCAAGGCCAUCUGAUGAUCAAGUCCCAGAAGUUCUUCAAGACAAGAUGGGACAAGUGA